AUGUAUAUAACUCCAAACAAAUACCCUCAGGUAAUACUAGACAUUAAAAAAACAUCAUUAUCUCAUAGCACUUGUAAAUUGGUCAUUUUUGUUUCAUGUUUAGAUGUUGAUGCAUUAUGUGCAGCUAAAGUAUUAAGUUUACUAUUUAGAAAGGAAUUGAUUCAAUAUCAAUUAAUACCGGUCGUAGGCUAUAGUGAGCUAAAGAAUCAUUACGAGAAAUUAGAUGUUGAAGUUUUAAAUGUUUUAGUAAUUGGUUGUGGUGCCAUGUUAGAUUUAGAAGAAUUUUUUGAAAUCACAUCAAGAAGAAAAAUUUAUUGCAUUGAUGGUCAUAGGCCGUGGAAUUUGGAUAAUAUAUUUGGGUCUAAUAAUAUUAUAUGCUUAGAUGAUGGUUCAAUUGACUCAAAUUUGCAAAAAGAAAAGACAUCCUAUCAAUUUUUGCUUGAUAAUAAUGAAUCGGAGUCCGAAUCUGAAGAAGAAUCAGCGAAUGAAUUAACUGAUGUUGAUUCAUUAGCAGACGAAGAAAUAAUUAUUAGAUCUCAAGAUUCUGAGGAAACUGUAACUCACAAGAGAAUGCAACACAAAGAACAACUAAAUCGACAAAAUAAACAACGUCGGAAAGAGAUAUCAGACUGUCAAGAAAUCAUUCAAUCUUAUUAUAAUCAAGGGUAUACAUUAUCAACAUCAAAUUCAGCCACAGUUUAUGCAUUGAUUGCAUCCAUAGGUGAAACCAAUCUUGACAAUUUGUGGUUAUCAAUUAUUGGAACAUCAUCACUCGAUUUAAAUUAUCCCGAAAUUUAUGAUAAACUUUUUCCAAUGUUAAAAGAUGAAGUAAAAAGAAAUCAAUCUAUUUCUGCUGAUGUUACUAUAAGUAUCGAAAAAGAUUAUCAAUUAUUCUUACUACGACAUUGGACGUUAUAUGAUUCAUUUUUUUAUUCAAGUCAUGUUAAUUCAAAAUUAAAUCUUUGGACAGAAGAUGGUAAAAAGAAAUUACACAAAUUAUUUGCUAAAAUGGGAAUUUCAUUGACUAUGGCACAAGAAAAAUGGUUAUAUAUGGAUGCUAAAAUGAAAAGACAAUUACCAAUUGUAUUUAAUAAAUAUCUUCCAAUGUAUGGAUUAGAGAGCAUAGUGAGAGUAGGUUUUGUGAAAUCAUUUGGUUUUAUAGGACUGUUAUCAGCAAUGGAAUGUGUAGAAGCAUUAACUGCUUUAUUAGAACAAGGUAAAAAAAUAGAUGAUAAUGAUGAAGUUCAAAAUGAAAAUGAAAGGAUUCAAAAUCAAAUUAAAUAUAAAGAAAAACAAUGGAUAAAUAAUUUUUGGUCUUCAUGGGAUGCAUUAAGUAAAAAAGAUUUACUACUUCAAGGUAUUGAAUAUGCAAAAAUGGUUCAACAGAUAAUUUUUCGAACAGGUAUGUCGUUGUUAGAAAGAAAAAUGAUUAAAAAUUUAAAACUUUAUCGAUUAUGUGUUUUAAAUGAUGGUGCAAUUCCAGAUUUGGAAAUUUUUAAUAAUCCAUUAAUGUUGUCAAAAUUGGGUGCAUGGCUUAUAGAAAAUUUAACUGAGUUGGAUUUUGUUAAUGGAAUAAAAGCUCUAAAACCUUUAGUUAUUGCAAGUUUGGAUGCUAAUAGUGAUAGUUAUUUAGUUAUUGGAGUUGCACCAAAAUAUCCAAGAGGUUUAAAUAUUUCAGAAAAGGCAAAAUUAGUGCAACAAAAUGGGAAUAAUAUUGCAACAACAAGACUCAAUACAUUUAGUGUUGCAUUUCAACAUCUUUCAAAUACAUCAGGUGCAAAAAUUCGUAUUGAUAGUUUUAAUAGUUCAGUUAUUGAAAUUAGAAAAGAUGAUUUAUCACCAUUUUUAGAAAAAUUAACACUAAGUGGAUUAAUAUAA
Molecule: messenger RNA, 1878 nt
Organism: Insectozyma verbasci
Lineage: Eukaryota; Fungi; Ascomycota; Pichiomycetes; Serinales; Debaryomycetaceae
Source: the annotation of a GenBank genome assembly